Messenger RNA from Hyla sarda, 1298 nucleotides. It is a transcript of the gene GDAP1L1, whose product is annotated as ganglioside induced differentiation associated protein 1 like 1. The transcript is spliced from 6 exons. The record is from RefSeq and is a predicted model, not a curated record. NCBI's taxonomy places the organism in Eukaryota, Metazoa, Chordata, Amphibia, Anura, Hylidae. The coding region runs from base 187 to 1287 and encodes 366 amino acids.
AUUGGGCUUGCACUGGGGGAGAUUCCUGGUGUUUAUAGCAUUGCAGGAUGCAUUCUAGACAGGGUGAUGAUAAGGAGGAGGAAUAGGAGGCCCUCUGCUACUAGUGGUGGCCACAUAGCCAUGUGAUGAUGCUAUUGCUGGAGCAGCAGCUCAGGAGCAGCCUCCUUUCUUCUGUUUCAGGCUGUCAUGGCUACUGCCAGCAAUCUGACUCCCACAAAUUGCAGCUGGUGGCCUAUUUCUGCAUUAGAGAAUGAUGCAGGAAAAACCAAUGAAGGGGAAGAAGAUGCAGAAGCCUCAAAACCCAACCUCAAAGCCAAGGACAAGCUGGUUCUAUACCACUGGACACAGUCAUUCAGCUCCCAGAAGAUACGCUUGGUGAUUGCCGAAAAAGGCUUGCCAUGUGACGAGCGAGACGUCAGCCUGCCCCUGGCGGAACAGAAAGAGCCGUGGUUCAUGAGACUCAAUCUUGGGGAGGAAGUGCCGGUAGUAAUCCAUGGAGAUAACAUCAUAAGUGACUAUAACCAGAUCAUAGACUACAUCGAGAACAAUUUUGUCGGAGAACUUAUUCCACAGUUAAUACCAGAAGCUGGAAGCCUCCUCCACUCCAGGGUUCUUCAAUACAGAGAAACUCUAGAGAGCCUGCCAAUGGAUGCCUACACUCAUGGAUGUAUUCUUCACCCGGAGCUCACCAUAGAUUCUAUGAUCCCAAAGUACGCCACCGCUGAGAUUCGCCGCCACCUUGUUAAUGCCAACUCUGAGUUAUUGAAGCUUGACCAUGAAGAGUAUCAGCUAACAGAGCCAUACCUUUCCAAACACAAAAAGCUCAUGGCAAAAAUCCUAGAACAUGACAACGUAAACAACCUGAAGAAAAUCUUAAUUGAACUAGCUAUGGUCUUAGACCAGGUUGAGGCUGAGCUGGAGAAGAGGAAAAUUGAAUAUGAAGGCCGGAAAUGUGAGCUGUGGCUUUGUGGGAGCACCUUCACCUUAGCAGACAUCCUUCUGGGAGCCACGUUGCAUCGAUUCAAGUUCUUAGGACUUUCCAAAAAACACUGGGAAGAUGGGAGCAGACCAAACUUACAGUCCUAUUUUGAGAGAAUACAGAAGCGCUAUGCAUUCCGGAGAGUACUGGGAGACAUCCACACCACUCUCCUGUCAGCUGUUUUACCCAACGCAUUCCGCCUUGUCAAACGGAAACCGCCAUCUUUCUUCGGGGCAUCUUUCCUUAUGGGGUCACUAGGGGGGAUGGGAUAUUUUGCUUACUGGUAUUUAAAGAAGAAAUACAUCUAAUGACUAGCGUG